Symbiodinium sp. CCMP2592 is the source of this 1164-nucleotide messenger RNA. The record is from the annotation of a GenBank genome assembly. NCBI's taxonomy places the organism in Eukaryota, Dinophyceae, Suessiales, Symbiodiniaceae.
AUGCCCUUGCAAGCCCUAUGGGGCUAUUAUCUCUGGGACCACGUGCAUGAGGCACCCAAAAUCUUCUAUCCUAUUUGGUUCCUGGGAAGUUGGGGACUCGUCCUGACGGUGACCUUCACGCUCUACCACAUCGUUCACGACCAGAUGUCGUUGGAAGCGACCUUGAAUAGAGAAGGUUAUCCUGUGACUCCCUUCAAUGUCCAGCUCAUACAAACUAUUUGUGCCCUGCCGAUCUGGACUGCGUGCGUAGCCUUCACGGCCUUGUGGGUACCAGCUGUCGCCAUCGUCCUCGAGCUGCUGAUAGCUGUUUUCUCUUGCGUCGCCAUCGGGUCCAUGGUCCAGUAUUUUCUGCACUCGCUGGGUGAGCCACCGUACCCCAGAAAGCUCAUGAAGAAGGUGCCGAUGAAGCGAUGGUGGUGCGGCUCGUUGUGUGGAGGCGUGAACGACAUGCUCCCGGGCUUGGGCCUCAUGUGGAGCCGAGAGCCGCACCAGUUGACACUGACAGACUUGCGGUUUGCCUUCCGGGUGGUUGUUUUCUUCGUCUGGUCCUACGUGAUCCUCAGCGUGAUGAGCAUGGCUGUCAGCUCCGUGCCUACACAGGUCGAGAAGGAUGACAAGGGCUGGUGCUAUUAUCCGAAGCCCCUCUCCGACGUGACCAGCGUGGUUGUGACCGUCGCAGCCAUCUCUUCCACCUUCGUGGGGUCUGCUGGGCUCUCAAUCAUUUCCAACGCUGUCUCUUACGCACUUGGAGAGGCAGAUACCGACUCCCCCAAGGAGCUGUACAACGUAAAGAGGAAAGCAGCCGUGGGGAGCAUCUACUUGCAGCUCCCAUUGCUGAAGGUCCUUCUGCCCAUGUUGCCACUCCAGUACCUUGAUCCGCUGAUCUUGGUGCCGAAGACGGAUCACAGCGUAGUGGUCGCCUCCGGUGGUUGGCAGAGCACGGGCAACUACGUCAAGUGCCCGGUUUACGACAACGAUGUUAUGAUUCACAUGGUCUACGGAGUGAUGGUAAUUCUUUUGAUGGCCUACACGUCGUACCACAACAUGAUCCUUUACCUCCCGUCAAGAGACCGUGAUGUGGCGAGAGAGUUGCGAGAAGAGUUGGAGGUAAGACUCACUACCUCCUCAAGCAAAGAAGCUUGGCAGCAAUGUGCUGACUUGUGA